This is a messenger RNA of Quercus robur (English oak), 1432 nucleotides long. Its product is annotated as GDSL esterase/lipase At5g33370-like. The record is from RefSeq and is a predicted model, not a curated record. The coding region runs from base 65 to 1153 and encodes 362 amino acids. NCBI's taxonomy places the organism in Eukaryota, Viridiplantae, Streptophyta, Magnoliopsida, Fagales, Fagaceae. The transcript is spliced from 5 exons. Gene Ontology annotation, molecular function: hydrolase activity, acting on ester bonds.
UCAUUCACAUGUGGUAGUGUACACACAUAAGAGCAGUCCUUGAGUUUCUAACAAAACAAUCUCUAUGGACCGCUUUUUGUUUAGCGUAGUAGGUCUGGUAAUCACAUUGAGUCUUAUUUCCUCUCAAGCUGAGGCUCGAGCUUUCUUUGUUUUUGGAGACUCACUAGUCGAUAGUGGCAACAAUGACUACCUUGCCACCACUGCUCGUGCCGACUCACCCCCUUAUGGCAUUGACUAUCCAACUCACAGACCCACUGGCCGUUUCUCUAAUGGCCUUAACAUCCCUGACAUUAUCAGUGAGCAAAUUGGGUCAGAACCCACUUUGCCAUAUUUGAGCCCUGAGCUCAGAGAUGAGAGACUACUUGUUGGUGCCAACUUUGCUUCUGCUGGGAUUGGAAUUCUCAAUGACACCGGAAUUCAAUUUAUAAACAUAAUCCGAAUUUGCAAACAAUUGGAUUACUUUCAACAAUACCAACAACGGGUGAGUGCUCUUAUUGGGGCUGAGCAGACUGAGCAACUUGUGAAUCAGGCUCUCGUCCUCAUUACUCUAGGAGGAAACGAUUUCGUCAACAACUAUUACUUAGUGCCCUUCUCUGCAAGGUCUCGCCAGUUUUCUCUCCCAGACUAUGUUGUCUAUCUCAUUUCCGAGUAUCAAAAAGUUCUAAGGAGGCUAUAUGAGUUGGGAGCACGGCGGGUUUUGGUGACUGGUACUGGACCAUUGGGUUGUGUACCAGCAGAAUUGGCCCAGCGUAGCAGAAAUGGCGAGUGCUCAGCUGAGCUACAAAGAGCUGCGGCAUUGUUCAACCCACAACUCGUUCAAAUGCUUAAUCAACUUAAUAGUGAGAUUGGUUCAGAUGUCUUUGUUUCUGCAAAUGCUUUCGAAAUGAAAAUGGAUUUCAUUAAUGAUCCUCAAGCAUAUGGAUUUGUUACAUCAAAGGUAGCAUGUUGUGGACAAGGACCAUACAAUGGAAUUGGACUAUGCACACCUUUAUCAAAUUUGUGCCCGAACAGAGAUGUUUAUGUAUUUUGGGAUCCCUUCCAUCCAUCUGAAAGGGCCAACAGACUGAUAGUACAAGCAAUUAUGAUUGGAUCCACAAAGUACAUGCACCCAAUGAAUCUCAGCACCAUUAUGGCUUUGGACUCCAAGGCUUGAUAAUCUUCUGCACUUCUUGAUGAUCAACUCGUCUUAGUUAUAUAUGUUCAUGUUUAAGCAGUCAAUUAUUUUUCUUAUUGUCAUGGAAAUUUAAGGCCGGUUUAUCGGCUUUGGAAAAUAAGCAAGUCUUCAGUGCUGGUGUAUUAAGUGUUCUGUUUGUACUGAACUGCCCUACAAAAUGUUACUUAUUGAUUAAUUAGAAAAUUACAUCCUAUGGUUGAUUUCUACAUGCCUUUGGAUAAUGGUAUUUUUAAAUUAAACAUUUAUGGUUUGAAAUUA